AAUUAGCAGAGAAUAAAACGAAGGAGAAGAAUAAAAUUCUCCUUCAAAUUGUACGUGACGGCAAAAACAUCUAUUCGGAGUCUUCAUGUUCAGCGUUUCGAGAGAAAAUUAGACAGAGAAAGAUGAGGAAGGACAAGGGAGUGGUGAUGGCAAGCCCUAGCAAUAAUGUAGAAGAUGAAUUGGAUGAAGAUGACUACGAAGAAGGAUCUGCUCCUGCUUCUGCUCCUCCUCCUUUUCCCGCGAAACCUGCUAGAAUAUCCACUCGUAACGCUUCCUCCAAGUAUGAUUUUGUUAAGGUUAAAGUAUGGCUAGGUGAGAAUGCCGAUCAUUACUAUGUUCUCUCAAGGUUUUUGCUCAGCAGAAUGUUAACUGUCACUAAGAUACCAAAUCAUGUGGCUAUUAAAGUUUCCCUAGAACUUAAGAAGCUUCUCGUGGAUAACAGCCUUCUUGAUGUCUCACAAUCAGACUUGGAAGCAAAUUUGUUUAAGCUUAUGGAGCGGCGAGGUUAUGGAGAAGAGUAUAUAAACCGUUACAAGAUGAUGACGAGAUUUCACCAUCAAAGAGUACCUUUGGUUAUUCUUGUAUGUGGCACUGCAUGUGUUGGAAAGUCGACCAUUUCUACCCAGGUUGCACAGAGGCUGAACUUGCCAAAUGUCUUGAAGACAGAUAUGGUCUAUGAACUACUCCGCACAUCAACAGAUGCACCUUUGGCAUCUUCUGAUGUAUGGGCACGAAAUUUCAGCUCCCCCGAGGAACUAAUAACAGAAUUUUGCAGAGAAUGCAGAGUAGUUAGGAAAGGUUUGGCCGGUGAUUUAAAGAAAGCAAUGAAAGAUGGGAAGCCAAUCAUAAUUGAGGGAAUGCAUUUGGAUCCUAGUAUAUACUUGAUGGAUGAGGAGAACAAAUCACCAUCAACUGCCCGAGCAAAUGAGGAAGGGCCAAAUUCUCUGAAAGUGGACUACAAAAACAAAACACAAAGUGAUGUCACUUCAGGAACUGAUAGUCAUUGCAACAGCAAAGGUUGCAAUUCUGAGAAUGUGAUUUCAGUGGAAGGAGUAUCUGCUGAUGAGCUAAAUAAGGUUACAAGUGCUCUGAAGUCUUUAUUUCCUGAAAUUAAAGAUGAAGCAGUCAAAAGUUCACCUGUUGAUAAAAAUCCCAGUGGUAGAAAAGAGAAAUAUGGCGCUCAACCAAUUGUCAUUCCUAUAGUUUUAAAAAUGGCUGAAUUUGAUCAUGAGGCAUUACUUGAGGAGUGGAUAGCUAAUAGUGCAAGCAGAAAGAAAUUGCCAAUCCAGGACAAGGAUAAAUUAAUGAGCAACUUAAAAACCAUUCAGAACUACCUUUGUUCAUUCUCAUCACAGGGUUUGACAGUUGUCAACAUAUCAGCUAAUACAUUUCCACAAACGCUGGAUUGGCUGCAUAAUUAUCUUUUGCAGCGUAUCGAGGAGGGGGUUUGGAAUGCUUCCUGUGGAAAUAACAUGCAGGCUGCAAGAGAAUAGAUUGCAUUGUCACACUAUUACCCCCUGAUCGAGUUAUGAUGUUCUUUGCAGUUUAAUUAACAUAAUCCCGUGGGUUGAAGCUUGAUUUGUUCUCUGCAACCAAUAAGUCUAUCGGAAGUGCCUGCUUUGUAAAUUAUUACCCGCUCUGUAAAUAAUUUAUCUGUAUCUAGACAAGUGAAACUGCAAGAUGGCUUUGAAUUUUGUUCUCUUUCUCCUAAGACCACCAUUUUGAA
Ipomoea nil (Japanese morning glory) is the source of this 1726-nucleotide messenger RNA. RefSeq lists its product as uncharacterized. The record is from RefSeq and is a predicted model, not a curated record. Bases 123 to 1493 code for a protein of 456 amino acids. The transcript is spliced from 15 exons. Lineage: Eukaryota; Viridiplantae; Streptophyta; Magnoliopsida; Solanales; Convolvulaceae.